AAACCGAAGCCGAACUGAACUAUCUAAUCAGUUCUUUUUAGUGGAAGGAAAGAGAAGAACAUCGAGUCAGCGACAAUAGAUCCGAGGAGAUUGUCGGAGCUAGAAAGAGGAAAAUGGGAGAUAUUUGGACAUGGCUUAUUUCCUUCUUCUUCCUCAUCGCUCUUGUCGGAAUCAUCGUCUAUCAGCUUGUAUGCUUAGCGGAUCUGGAGUUUGAUUACAUCAACCCUUACGACUCUGCAUCGAGGAUAAACUCCGUGGUUUUACCUGAAUUCAUUAUCCAAGGAGUUCUAUGUGUAUUCUAUCUCUUAACAGGACACUGGUUCAUGUCACUCUUAUGUCUUCCUUAUCUCUAUUACAACUUCCAACUUUACUCGAAGCGACAACACUUGGUAGAUGUCACGGAGAUAUUCAAUUUACUUAACCGGGAAAAGAAGAAACGGCUGUUCAAGCUGGCUUACAUAAUCCUUAACCUCUUUCUCACUAUCUUCUGGAUGAUUUACUCGGCGAUGGAUGAUUACGAGGAUUGACUGAUGAAUGAUGAUGAAAAGGCGAUCCAGCUUCUUUGUUUUUUUCAUCAUCGGCGCUUAAAAGAUACAGCGCCGUGGUGGUGGACAUGAGACAAAUGAAAGAACAAAGUGUUUGCUUGUGGUACACGUUUAAUGUUGUUUGUAAGAUUAGUGUUUUUUUUUUAAUAGUAACAUUUUGAGAUCCUGAUAAGAUCUAACAGAAACAAGUACAACUUAACAAGUCCAGUGUUAGGAAA
This is a messenger RNA of Brassica oleracea var. oleracea, 763 nucleotides long. Its product is annotated as protein cornichon homolog 4. The transcript is spliced from 4 exons. The coding region runs from base 114 to 527 and encodes 137 amino acids. The record is from RefSeq and is a predicted model, not a curated record. Lineage: Eukaryota; Viridiplantae; Streptophyta; Magnoliopsida; Brassicales; Brassicaceae. Gene Ontology annotation, biological process: vesicle-mediated transport.